CCCUUCAUUUUUUUAAUUUGUUUUUUUUUAAUAUUUUGCGUUGGCUUUCCUGCACGACGGACCAACUGCUGCCACAACAGGAACGCAUACACUUAACCACUCUUAUGACCGUAAUACUAAAUUAAUAUCCGUAUUUUCUUCAUGAUGCCAUUUCAUUUUAAUAUUUUCUCAAAUACACACCUCUUACACAACCUUCAAAUUUCCACCUCCUACCAUUUGAAAUUCUCAAAAAUCCACUUCCAAAUGAUGCCUACCCUUCACGCUGGGAACCCUACGUGUAUACGUGUGACUUGCAGCCGACGCUUGGGCUGACGCUUCCAAACAAAUCGACGAUACGGUGUCGCAGCCGCAAGCAGGUAGUCGAAUGUUUACACCACUCUACUUUACCAGAGUUAUCCCAUAAAGAUCCGAGCACCGAGCAACUGAAUUUGUUCCGAUGCGAUUGAGAAAGAAGAAAGCAGCCCGCCCGUAUCUCUCUGCAACAUUUUGUAUCCGCGUGAAUCGAUGCUGAACCAUCUUGAGAGCCUACAGCCGCUGACAAGAUCUGCGAGUGCUGCCACGGUCAAAAAUUUGCUGGCUGCCUGACGUCACAUCCUGCAUCUUGUAAGUGGGCAUUUACUGAGUGAGACAAGGACAACAGCAGAAGGCCAAGCAACUUCAUGCCAAGCUUGCUGCAAAGUUUUUCAAGUCUCAGCUGGACCAUGCAUCACUUCAAUCUGGCAUGAGGUCGCGCUGGGCUGUAUACUACUGCUAGGACUGCGCCUUGACAACGUGAUCCAGAGUACUUCCCCCGCGUGCAGUAGGAAUCGCCCGCAACGUCGCCGUAACAAUGGACCAAUCGCUGCUGCUGGCCCUGCCGGACGACGCGCUGCUGGCCGUGCUGGCGUUCCUGCCGCCGAGAGAGCUGUUCAAAUGCCGCGUACUGUGCCGUCGCCUCCGCGACCUGUGCCUGCACGCGGACCUGUGGCGCCGCGUCCGACUGCCGACUUGCGAUCCCACGUUGCGAGCCGCCCUCCGCCUUGCACCCUGCCUCCGCGAAGUUCUCUGGUAUUACCUUGGUGCAACUGCCCCGUGGGCUGAGGAUGAAGACCCGGAGUUGUCUCGCUCUGCGUGUGUUGUUGCCCGGCUUAAGCUGUAUGUAAACAAUAUGAACGAGUUGCGGGCUUCGGCUGCAGUGUUGAAGCAAUCCAGCUUAGGUGGUGUAAAGGAGCUUGUCCUCACGUUCUUUCCGAACUACUGUGGGGCAGCCACAAGGUGGAAAACCUUUCAACUGGUUUCGGCGAUUAACCAAGUAAACCAUCUCUAUAGUUUGCAAAUUAAAAUUUUUUCUAAGGAUGCGCUGUUAGAGCCAUGGUUUGCGGUGGUUGGCAUGGUUGGUGUCUCUUCCUUGAAGAAGCUCAGUUACGCCUCGCCUUCCUAUGAUUUUUAUCUGGAAUAUUUACUGAAGACGCAUGCGGCCACCCUCGAAGAUGUACACCUGGACUUGACGCAUAUUCCCGUGUCGUCACUGAAACUGCUACUGAACCUGCGCACCUUGUCCUUCGAAACAGACUCAGGGGAUGAUCUGUCCGAACUGGAGAACUUGCCCAACCUCUCCUCAUUAAAAUUCGGGUUGAACUGUACAUUUUCUACAGGUGGACUGAAACUCCUGCGCAGGGCACCGCGGCUCCGCUCUGUAUCGGUUCCUUGCGCCGAUCCUGACCCCACUGCCCCGCUGCUUGCACUGGCCGCAUCGCCCUCGGCCCUUAUCCUUGAGACCCUUCAUUUGGACGGACUUCCAUCGUCCAGCCUCCUUGGCCACAUGGCCGCCGCUCUGCCUCAGUUCCCGGCGCUGCGGACCCUCUCCAUGGUUAUCAGUUUCCAGUACAAGGAAGUGGACUUGGCAGACUUCGUGCGGGCCGUCAGUCCAACGACAGCCCCGCGCCUCACCAUGCUGGCGCUGCAGUUAACCCCUCCUGAAGGUGUGUGCCCUCAAGCCUGGAUUCACGGCCCCUCUAUACGAGACCUGCUGCAAAGGAACCCUUCCCUCCACCUUCGCGCGCUGUUGUUACCCUGUUACUACGUUAAUUGCUCGUGGUGCCUCUGGGAUCUGAGAGAAACACGCCAAGCCGUACUCGGGGCACACGCCAGGCAGGCUGGCUGCCCUCCAGACUGUUACCGGUGGCUUUGAUCGUGCUAAGCUGGCAUUCCCAUUGUCCGAUUGCUAUCUGCUGGUACAAGCAGUGCAUUUCACAUAUUGUUUAAGUUCUUCUCUACUUUUGUUCGUUGUCAUCUUGUUACGUGUAAUUUUAGAAUGAUUUCCCUAGUCAGUAGUACUGCACUUUCUCUCAUCAGCAGGAAGAGUUCUCUCUUUCGUUCACAAUUGGUGGCUAACUAAAUACACUUAGUUCCCUAGUGGGAAUUUAUGGAUGACUUUGGAUGUCGUAUUCUAGACAUCCAGGGACAUCCAGGAUGUUCCACUGACAUCCACGGACAUCCCGAGUGUUUCAUUCUGGAAGUCCCUGGAUGUCAGCUCCUCACAUCCAAAAUGGUCCAACCACAUCCACCGACAUCCAAGCGACAUCCAUUCACAUCCAACGACGUUCCCUGACAGCCCAGCCACAUCCAUUCAGAUCCACCAACAUCCAUAUCCAGUAACGACCUCCACUGUCAUCCGUUUGCAUCCACCUGCAUCCAUGCUCAUCCAUCGGCAUCCAUCGACAUCCAUUCACAUCCAAAUGACAUCCAUCGUCAUCCAUUCACAUCCACUCUCAUCCAAUCACAUCCAAAUGACACCCAUUCUCAUCCAUCGACAUCCAAUCACAUCCAAAUGACAUCCAUUCUCAUUCAACAUCAUCCAUUUACCUCCAUAUGACAUCCAUUCUCAUCCAAACGACAUCCCAGCUCUUCCACCUACAUCCAUUAACAUCCAAAAGACAUCCAUUCUCCUCCACCGUCAUCCAUUAUCGUCCAUAUAUCAUCCAUUCUCAUCCACCAACAUCCACUCACAUCCAAAUGACAUCCAUUCUCAUACACUGUCACCCAUAUGACGUCUAAUCUCAUCGUCCAUCGACAUCCAUUCACAUCCAAAUGGUAUCCUGUGGGGGAAGUUUCUAAACCUAAACGACCGUUAGGCGCAAAUGCCGAAAGGACCAUGUAUGAUAAAUGAUCGCAAAACUGUGCCACAGCCUAGUUAAAACAUCAACCAACACUGUAACCGAGAACGAACAACGGCACGUUGAGCACAACGCCAUCUGGCGGCGGCUCCAUAAACCUCAUCCUCACAGUAUGAAUGUUCGGGCGCUCACAUCACCGACAUACAUUCUCAACGACCGUCAUCCAUCGUCAUCCAUAUGCAUCCAAAUGCCAUCUCUUUGCAUCCCAGCAACAACCAGGCGCAUCCCAGCGACAUCCAUUCAGAUCCAAGUGACUUCUAUUCGAAUCCAAGUGACUUCCAUUCACUUCCAUCGCCAUCCACCCCUAUCCAAACGACAUCCAUACUUUUCCAGUCACAUCCAUUCACAUCCAUUCUAAUCCAUUCACAUCCAAAUGACAUCCAUUCUCAGCCACUCACAAACAUUCACAUCCAAAUGACAUCCAUUCACAUCCAAAAGACAUCCACUCACAUCCAAAUGA
Messenger RNA from Thrips palmi, 3615 nucleotides. RefSeq lists its product as uncharacterized. The coding region runs from base 830 to 2170 and encodes 446 amino acids. NCBI's taxonomy places the organism in Eukaryota, Metazoa, Arthropoda, Insecta, Thysanoptera, Thripidae. The transcript has 5 exons. Gene Ontology annotation, molecular function: protein binding. The record is from RefSeq and is a predicted model, not a curated record.